Messenger RNA from Funneliformis geosporum, 1577 nucleotides. NCBI's taxonomy places the organism in Eukaryota, Fungi, Glomeromycota, Glomeromycetes, Glomerales, Glomeraceae. The record is from the annotation of a GenBank genome assembly.
AGAUAUGUCAGACGAUAAAGGGUCGUUGGAUUGUCUCCCAAUCUAUUCAUUCCUCUUUCCGAAUAAAAAGGGCUCUAACUUAUAUAAUGCUUAUGACCGAAGUGAGGUGAAAGAUAAAUUAGUUAUAAAAAUCGACCAAGAUGCCGUGAUCAAUAUAGAUGCUUUAGAGAAAGAUAUAGAAAUAACUGUUAUUGCUACAUCUUCAGAUUCUAGUAAGUGUGACUACCAUAUUUUAUAUGCAUCAAUUCUACUUAUUGAUCAUCAUAAACUCAAAGCAUUUACUGAAUUAGUAUAUAUCAUAACCGGUGAAAAAUUCAGCAAAUAUAUUGAUAGAGAAUUACCUGAUCAAAAUUUUAACCUUCGCCUAAUUAGUUCAGCAAAAAAAGGUUGUGUGAAACGCAUCCUAUUAUAUUUGAUAAAUAAUGAAUGGAAUGAACUUGAUCAUACUAGAGUCGAACCACCUGUUAGUUUGUAUUUUGAAGGACCCAAGGUUCUGAGCUUUCCUAAAGCCUUCGUAAAUUUCCCAUCUUGGGUCAAGUAUAAUGACUUCCUUACAGCAACAGAAAUAUAUGAGAAGAGAUAUAUAAAACAAUUGCCUAAUAGAGGUGAUAUCUAUGUGGGAUCACCUUGGAAAAUGGGGAAAACCUAUAUUCUUGAAAAUUUAGCUAUUUCUGAUAACAUAAAUUUAUUAGUACUGUCUACGCGUCACUCUUAUUCUAAUGCUGUUAUUACAAGGCUUAAUCUUAAGUCAUAUUGCAAUAUUGAUGUAUCUAUAAUUGCUCAAGUACAAAGUUACUUGGCGAAGCAAUCAAUAGAAAAAUUAUAUAAAUUAAUCCAAGAUGCUAGGCGUAUUAUUGUUAUGGAUAAUGAUCUAAUGGAUCUCAACAUUGAAUGGAUUAAGAUUCUUCGCAAGAAUAUACAGUAUCUUUCUCCAUUAUUCAUAAUACUUACCAGCCUCAGAAAGACUUCCUUGUUACCUUUUGAGAAUCGUAAAAGUACUGAAUUUCCAGAACUAAGGAUCAAGGAAUAUCACAGUAAAUCUGAUCCAAUGGAAAAAGCUCAAGAUUUUAGCAAUGUAAAAGAAUCAUGGAAAGAUAUUAACCUAGUUGCUUAUACUAGUACUUUAAAAAUAGGAAUAUCUUGCAUUAAUCCUAAAUUUGAACGAGCAUUUUGUAUCUUUAAUAAAAAAGGACUAUUUCAAUGGUUACUGAAUGCCAAACGAGAAUGCCUCACUUGUGAACUUCAGAAUAGAGGGAUUUUUCCAAAUGUAGAUUCUAUUAUCUGGAAUAAAGAUGUGCUAACUAUUCGAUUGUGGGCAGGUAUCGUAGUUUUUGUUAUGGAAUUCAUUCCUAAACCUGAAGAUACUAUGAUAUUGCUAUUUCAAACAGUGAAGACUGCUGAAUUAUUGGAAAAUAAACCAAUGAAGAUUUUAGAAGAGAUGUGUUCUUUAGACCGGUAUCAUAUUGUGGAUUACUAUGGGGUUCCACCUGAAUUACUAACCAAAGACUUUAUCUCAAAAUAUGGGAAUUACAAUCACAUGAAAUGGUUUAGAGCUUAUAAGCAACUACGAGAUGCUG